CUCCUCUCCAGCAGUACAACAGAGUUAGGAAUGAGAAGGGGGCUGGGUUCUUUCUUUGUUUUAUUUUUUUGCCUUUUUGUUUUGCACAUUUCCAAUCGUCACUAAUUGAGAAGACGCUGUUUCUCCACUUAUUUUUUAUUUGUAUUUUUUUUUUGUCUGUCUGAACACUGUAGGAGUUUUGCCGUAAACAAAAUGGGGAAAGUGAACAUCUGCCUGAAAAGGAGUUUGAUCAUUGUGACAAGUUUGAUGAUUCUUGCAGGCGCGCUCAUGUUGGCCGGGACCCUUUUCAGCCACGGGCACUACCACCGGGAUGACGAGAUAGAGGACAUGAUCGUGGGCAUCAAGGUCCUGUACGCGCUCUCCAUCACCACCCUGGUCCUGCCCAUCGUCGGCUUGUAUGCCGCCUGCAAAGAGAAGAGAUGGGUGCUCAUUGUGUUCACCGUUGGAAUGAUCCUGUGCAACCUGUUUGUGCUUUACAUGGCCAUCCAUUUGCUGAUCAUGCGGCCUGUGAUCAUUAAGAUCAUGUCCAGAUUCUACCUAAGCAUGCAGCCAAUUAGCAACACCAGCGAGCUAGAGCUGAGAGUGCUGGAGGAAACCCAAAUAGAAUUGGGCUGUUGCGGAGUGCAACAGGGUUACAAGGAGUGGGGCUACAACAUCUCCAAGUCGUGCCUGUGCAACGACACCUCGGACGACUGUGUGGCCGCCCCCAGCAACAGCAGCUUGUUCCAGCUCACAGAUAACAAGGCUGUCAUGAUUUAUAAAGAGCCCUGCCUUCCGGUCCUCCUCUCACAUUUAAACCUGGCCAUAGACGUUUUUGUGGGCACCUCAGCGGGCUUGACUUCAUUGUGGGCGCUGUCCUGCGUGCUGAGCAUCGCCGUCCUGUGUCAGCUGAAAGAGAAAAAGGACACGCUGGUGGUGGCGUACAGUCGAGAGGCCAAAACGGGCAACUACGCCGUCCUCGCCGAGCCCGCGGAGCUCACCUGAUCGCCUCUCCGAUGCGCCACAAAGUAUUAACGUCCAGUGUGUGACCUCAAAGGUCAAAGCCAUGAGUGUGGAAUCAGAGCUUAAUUUUAACUUAACCAAAAUAUGCAUCCUCUAAUUGCUGUGUUGUAUCGUGUGCAAUUGAAUGGAAGUGUGUGAUUCCUCAGCUGACUUUUGCAUGUAAAGGAAUCGCACGAUGAAGUUUUUGAUAUGUUUACAGUGUAGUGUUUCUUAUUGUUUGUUUUAAAACUGAAAAUUGAAUUGUGCAAUAAAAUGGUUGCAUUUUUACUCUUGUUA
Molecule: messenger RNA, 1278 nt
Organism: Phycodurus eques (leafy seadragon)
Lineage: Eukaryota; Metazoa; Chordata; Actinopteri; Syngnathiformes; Syngnathidae
Product: tetraspanin-8-like
Exons: 9
Coding region: 193-984 (263 amino acids)
Cellular component (GO): membrane
Source: RefSeq, a predicted model, not a curated record